Molecule: messenger RNA, 393 nt
Organism: Macrosiphum euphorbiae (potato aphid)
Lineage: Eukaryota; Metazoa; Arthropoda; Insecta; Hemiptera; Aphididae
Source: the annotation of a GenBank genome assembly
AUGGAAGCUUUCCAGCCAGGACCUCCGGCCUUCAAACAAGGCAUGAUUUCACUAUCAAGACGUCGGACAUUCAUAAAACGACUAGUAAAAGUGGACAUCCCAGUACCAAUAGUAGAUCAAAAAGAGGUGGCGUUUUGCUAUUUCACUCAAAUAGCUUCAAUUGAUAAACGGGGAUACCACCUAAAGCACCAGAAGAGCAAUAACUUUUUAGCCUGGUUAGGUAUGCGGGCUAAUGAUUCAUCUGUUACCGCCGUAGCGUCUGGAGUCAGUGCCUCGACUGGCGUCAGUGCAUCAACUGGAAUCAGUGCCUCGACUGGAAUCAGUGCCUCGACUGGAGUCAGUGCCUCGACAAAAUAUACAACUCUAAAUAGGUUUUUAGUAGUGAGUUUAUGA